Molecule: messenger RNA, 2041 nt
Organism: Mobula hypostoma (lesser devil ray)
Lineage: Eukaryota; Metazoa; Chordata; Chondrichthyes; Myliobatiformes; Myliobatidae
Product: complement receptor type 1-like
Exons: 20
Coding region: 99-1769 (556 amino acids)
Biological process (GO): negative regulation of complement activation, classical pathway
Source: RefSeq, a predicted model, not a curated record
AAGAGCGGUGUUCGGCAACCGGAGCCACACUUCCGCAAAGUGCACUCGGAGCGGAGACCUCGGGACUGCAAGCAGAGUCGGUGCGGGUGCGACGGGCGAUGACGGCGGGGCAGUUGCUGGUUCUCCUGGCGGCGGUGGUGGCUCAGGUGGCCGGUGAAUGUGGCAAACCUCCAACUUUGGAAAAUGGUACACCAAGGGAUCAAGUGAAUGCGACCUCUCCGGUGGGUACCAGAGUCUUUUACACAUGUCUCCCUGGAUACAUGUUUCAGGACUUCAGUAUUCGAUGGAUUAUUUGUCAGGACAACUCGAUGUGGAGUCCGCUACAGGCAACGUGUAAUCCAAGGUCCUGUGGUAGUCCAGGUGAAAUUCUGAAUGGAGGUUACAAUGCAACAACAGGUAACACCUUCGGAAGUACAGUCCACUUCUACUGCGACAAAGGAUUCAAGUUGGUAGGCCGUGACACUCGGCAGUGUGAUGUUGAUGGCUGGACUGGCCAGGUGCCCACGUGUGAAGUUGUAAAAUGUCCAGAUCCUCCAACUAUCGCUAAUGGGACAGUUUCAGAACUUGACAACCGAGAAUUCUGGGAAUAUGGAGUGGUUGCAUCGUAUUCCUGUGUACCUGGUCUGAUACUGGUUGGUGCAGCAAAGAUUACUUGUGAAGCAAAUGGAAAAUGGAGUCCCAGCCCACCAACAUGCAGAGCUGCAAGUAUCAAUAUAACUUCUACACCAGCAACUGGAAGUAACAACACAACAGCGAUGCAAAAUACCACAACAGCUACUACUGGUGGAUCUGUCGGAACAAGUGUUGCUGCAAGUAUCAAUAUAACUUCUACACCAGCAACUGGAAGUAACAACACAACAGCGAUGCAAAAUACCACAACAGCUACUACUGGUGGAUCUGUCGGAACAAGUGUUGGCAACUGUGGACCCCCUCCAAAUUUGGAAAACGGUUCCGUAUCAGAUGAAUACAGUCAUGAGGUUUCAUUUGCUCCAAAUACGGAAAUUACUUAUAGAUGUCAUCCAGGUUACCAGUUCCAGGAAGGGAGUUCAAGAACUCUUCUCUGCAGAGCCGAUUCGUCUUGGUCACCUCUGCAGACACGUUGUUUACCAAAGAGCUGUGGUAGUCCUGGCGACAUUUUAAAUGGAUAUUAUGAGGCAGAAGCUGUUACUUUUGGAAGCAAAGUUAAAUUCUUUUGUGAUACAGGGUACAUGAUUGUUGGUAGAUCAUACCGGUUGUGUUUAGCCAGUGGAUGGGAUGGCCAGGUUCCAACAUGUGAAACUAUCAAAUGUCCUGACCUUCCAAGCAUUGAUAAUGGAUUAACACCAUCACCACCUCAAGGAGGAUUCUGGGAAUAUGGAAUGGUUGCAAAGUUUUCGUGUAUUAAUGAUUUCUCAUUAAUUGGUUCAAGUUCUCUUAUAUGUGGGACAACUGGACAAUGGAACAAGAAUAUUCCAACAUGCAAAGUUGUUAGGUGUUUUCGUCCAGAAACACCAGAAAAUGGCCAGGUAUAUGUAGGAUUUUCAGUCGUACACAAAUUUGGUGAUGCAGUUGUCUACAAAUGUAAUCCAGGAUUUGUAAUGAUUGGAGAUUCUACAAUUUAUUGUAUGGAAAAUAACAAUUUUGAGCCACCACCACCUAUAUGCAGAAAUGCAUCUGAGAUUACUCCUACAACUGCAAUUACCACUACUUCAGCAGGUAGUCAAGUAGGAAGGAAUAUUGGUCAGCAGUAUGGAUUGCUCAUCAUCCUAGUGUAUGUAAACACACAAUGAAUUGCAAGCAACAGAGAUCUGGUUGAGGACCAGCGCUGAAAGGUGCCAUUUCUGUGUUGGGCUCAGUUUACCACCUCAAGCCAUUAACGAUGUGGAUACACUUUCAGAUAAAGAAGUUGCUUUUAGAAGUGUUUUCCUGCAGAAAUAAAAUCCUAAUUUUGGCUUAAUUUUUAUUUAAAAGCUGUUAUAUAGAGUGUAAUUUUUUUUAUUAUGAAGCAUUAUUGAGAUGGGAUACACAAGAACAAUGCAAGUAAUUUAAAUAUGAAUUUGAC